UUAAAAACACUUAAAAGUGUAAACGAAACCUGUAACAAGUUAACCGGGCACUUUUACCUUUUUUAUUUUUUGGUUUUACUAAUCGUUUGUUGGUGAUUGGUAGCAUAAUUAAAAAUUUGGUUGGUAAUAGUUUUUCUGGAAUAUUAAAAACAAAUUGUUCGAUAAGGGGGUAAAUUGACGCGAGAUCUUUUGGUAGUUACGAAUAGCUUAGUUAAUAAGUUUGGUGGUCAUCAGUGGUCAUUGGUUAUGCUGCGUGGAUGAAAAACCGAGUGAUUGCGCAUGCGUACAAAUAGGCUCCUCCGAUACUAGCGCUUCGUAUAUCGAACUAAAAUCAGAAAUCCCAAACAGUACGUCCAUUUUCGCUGAGUGUUCAGACGUGUAUAUAAGAGCAUGUAAUGGCUACCUCCAAAACUACAAACACUUACAACAGGCAAAAUUGGGAGGAUGCCGAAUUCCCAAUAUUGUGUCAAACUUGUUUAGGAGACAAUCCAUAUAUUCGUAUGACAAAAGAACGAUAUGGAAAGGAGUGUAAAAUCUGCAUGCGGCCAUUUACAGUCUUUAGAUGGUGUCCAGGUGCUAGAAUGCGUUUCAAGAAGACUGAAGUCUGUCAAACAUGCAGUCGUUUGAAAAAUGUCUGUCAAACCUGUCUGCUAGACUUGGAAUAUGGAUUACCUAUUCAAGUCCGUGAUGCAGCACUGAAGAUCAAGGAUGAUCUGCCACGGUCAGAUGUGAACAAAGAAUAUUAUGUACAGAAUAUUGAUAAUGAAAUAGGCAAGAUCGAUGCCACAACACCUGCUGGAGCAGUUGGAAAGUCAGCAGCAGCUAGUGACCUCUUAAUGAAAUUGGCAAGAACUAGUCCAUAUUACAAAAGAAACAGACCACACAUUUGUUCAUUUUGGGUAAAAGGCGAGUGUAAAAGAGGUGAAGAGUGUCCCUACCGUCACGAGAAACCGACGGAUCCUGACGAUCCUCUGGCUGAUCAAAAUAUCAAGGAUCGUUAUUAUGGUGUUAAUGAUCCUGUAGCUGACAAGUUAAUGCGAAGAGCAGCUGCAAUGCCAAAGCUUGAUCCACCAGAGGAUAAAUCCAUCACGACCUUGUAUAUUGGGAAUCUUGGAGACAUUCUUACUGAGAAACAAUUACGUGACCAUUUUUAUCAAUAUGGAGAGAUUCGAUCAGUGACUAUGGUUCCACGUCAGCAAUGUGCAUUUAUUCAGUACACGCAAAGAAGUGCUGCAGAAGCAGCUGCUGAAAGAACAUUCAACAAAUUGAUACUUGGUGGAAGACGUUUGACCAUCAAGUGGGGUCGCUCUCAGGGUCGACAAACAGUAUCUGCUGCUGAGGCAACAAGGGAAAUGCUCGAACCAGUCCCUGGUUUACCUGGGGCCUUACCACCACCUCCUGAGACCAUGGGAAAUAAUUUCUUCAACUUGCAAGCCACUCCAGGAAUGAUGCCACCAAUGAUAAUCCCACCACCACCAGUAGCACCGCAAUUUAUGUUUCCUCCACAGAUGACAGCGGCUGCUCCAAUAUUUCCUCCAGGAACCACACCUAUCCAUUAUCCAAGUCAGGAUCCAUCAAGAAUGGGCGCCACGCAGGGUAUCGGAAAACCGUGGCCCGAAGAAGAUUAAUGCAAUUUAAUUUUGCGUUCAUUGACCAAUUAGGCGACGGUUUUCCAAUCUUAAUAUUUAAGUUGUGUUUUUCUUUGUAAGUUAAAAAUCUUAUUAAAGACAAGCAGUUGUCACUCAA
Molecule: messenger RNA, 1746 nt
Organism: Cephus cinctus (wheat stem sawfly)
Lineage: Eukaryota; Metazoa; Arthropoda; Insecta; Hymenoptera; Cephidae
Product: pre-mRNA-splicing factor RBM22
Exons: 3
Coding region: 396-1628 (410 amino acids)
Cellular component (GO): Prp19 complex; U2-type catalytic step 2 spliceosome; U2-type catalytic step 1 spliceosome
Molecular function (GO): metal ion binding; pre-mRNA binding; U6 snRNA binding
Source: RefSeq, a predicted model, not a curated record